UUUUCUCGCCGUUUCGCGUUUGCUAAGCGCAUCGAACUCUUUUUCCUCUUUAUUAUUUUUUAUUUUUACUCUCUCUAUCUUCCCUUUCUCUCUCAUCGUCGCGUCUUGUUCGCACAAAAUCUCUGGAUUUCUCUUCCAUUCCCAGCGAUCGAUCUCGAUUACUCGAAGAACCCUUCCUUUUCCCUUUCCUUCGCCGAUUUUUCCGAUUACAAAAAAUCGCCACCUAAGCCCUAAAAAGAAAAAGGAAACACCACACUUACCCCUCUUUCUCUCUAUCGAUCAGCUAGGUUUUCUUUUCCCCCUUUGUUCGAUUGGAUUGUAUUGUACAGCAGUAGCAGGAAGAAGCAGAGAUCUGAGGGGCUUGAUCUAGGGUUUUUCGAUUUUGUCGUUGGUCUCUCUUUAGCAGUCCAUGCCGAUUGUUCGAAUCUAGGGUUUUCAGUUUUUGCUGCUGUGGGGAAAUUCGACCUCGAAUUAAUGUUUCUUUUCAGGGAGAAUUGUGGGAUCAAUGAAGAUGGAGGAAUAUUAUGCAUGGGUCCGGUCCUGAGGAGUGGAAACACAGCCGGCACAUGUGGCCUGUACCUUCCAACGCCACCGCUGUAGCCCCUGAUUCUUCACCGUCUGAAUAUAUAUGCAAAGAUGGACGCAAGAUUCGUGUUGGUGAUUGUGCACUUUUCAAGCCACCCCAGGAUUCCCCACCUUUUAUUGGAAUAAUUCGCAAGUUAAUAGUUAAUAAAGAAGAAAGUCCAACUUUAGAAGUGAAUUGGCUUUAUCGACAUGCUGAUGUGAAUCUUGCCAAGGGCAUAUUGGAAGCUGCCCCAAACGAAGUCUUCUACUCCUAUCACAAGGAUGAAAUAUCUGCUGCAUCAUUACUCCAUCCGUGUAAAGUCGCGUUCCUUCGUAAAGGUGUUGAACUUCCUUCAGGGAUAUCUGCUUUUGUCUGCAGGCGAGUGUAUGACAUUGAGAACAACUGUUUAUGGUGGCUAACUGAUAAAGAUUACAUUAAUGCUGUUCAGGAAGAAGUUGACCAGUUAUUAGAUAAGACAAAAUUAGAAAUGCAUGGGGCAGUGCAGUCAGGAGGCCGUUCGCCAAAAGCUUUGAAUGGUCCGACGACAACACAAUCAUUGAAAUCUGGUUCUGAUAGUGUUCAAAAUAAUUCUUCCCUUGGUGCACAGGUUAAGGGAAAAAAGAGAGAAAGGGGUGAGCAGGGGUCUGAUCCAUACAAAAGAGAGCGGUUAUUUAAAGCAGAUGAUGGGGAUUCUGUACAGGGUAGACCUGAGAGCAUGUUGAAGUCUGAGAUUGCUAAAAUUACUGACAAAGGUGGGCUUGUAGACUUUGAAGGAGUUGAAAGACUUGUACAGCUCAUGCAACCAGACAAUGGUGAUAAAAGAAUAGAUUUGGCUGGGCGAAUUAUGCUUGUUGAUGUUAUAGCAGCUACAGACCGUUAUGACUGUCUUGGUUGGUUUGUACAGCUUAGGGGUUUGCCUGUGUUGGACGAAUGGCUCCAGGAGGUCCACAAAGGGAAAAUUAGUGACAGUAGUAACCAUAAAGAAAGUGACAAAUCUGUGGAGGAAUUUUUGUUAGCGUUGCUUCGUGCAUUGGAUAAGCUUCCUGUUAACCUUCAUGCAUUACAAACAUGCAAUGUUGGGAAAUCUGUCAAUCAUUUACGCACACACAAAAAUUCUGAAAUUCAGAGGAAAGCUAGGGGUUUAGUAGACACGUGGAAGAAACGUGUUGAGGUUGAAAUGAAUAUGACUGAUUCAAAAUCUGGUUCUACUCGUCCUGUGUCAUGGCAAGUAAAGCCAGCAGCUUCUGAGGUCUCUCAUGUUGGAAAUAAGAAAACUGGAGGACCGGAGAAUGCUACAAAGGGAUCUGCAAUUCAACCUUCGGUAUCUAAACCUUUGUUGGCUAAGCAUGCUUCUGUGGAGGCCCUGUCCAAGUCCUCUUCAGCUCCUGGUUCAAUUAAAUCGAUGACUACUUCAGUAAGCAGUACCUCUAAAGAUCAAAAUGUUAAGGUGGUAGUUGGCGCUGCAGCAUCAGAUCAACCGUUGACACCUAUCAAGGAGGAAAGGAGCAGCAGUUCUAGUCAAUCUCAGAACAACAGCUUUUCUUGUUCUAGUGAACAUGCAAAAACUGGUGGGUCUUGCCGGGAAGAUUCAAGGAGCUCCACUGCAGUGUCAAUGAGUGUGAGCAAAAUGCCCGGUGGUGCAUCUCGAACCCGGAAGUCCAGCAAUGGUAUACAUGGUACUGGUGUCGCUCUUGCUCAGAAGGAGCCCACUUCUGCAAAAAGUUCCACUAGAAAUUCCCCUUCUGAAAAAGUUUCACCAACUCGAGUAUCCCAUGAAAAGUCUCCUGAUCAGCCAACCGAUCAAGGGAGUAAUAAUCAGCGUCUGAUCCUUAGGCUGCCAAAUACUGUUCGCAGUCCUUCACGAGGUGCUAAUGGUAGCUCUUCUGAAGAACCUGCUAUUCCUUGUGGGAAAGCUUCUCCUCCUUCUGACAAGAAUGAGUCUCAGGAUAGAAGAGUGAAGGCUAAGAAUGAUGGUUUGCAUACCAUUGCUUCAUCAAAUGUGAUAACUGAGGCAUGUGCUACAAGUUGUGAGGAUCGUAACGGUUCUCCUCUGGGUGAUGAACGGGGAAGGGUUAAUGAAGAUGGUGAUAAAGUAGCAGAGACAUCAAAACAAACUAAUUCCCCUUCAGGUUUUAUUUCCAGAUCUGGGCAGACUUAUGAUGCAUCUUUAAGCCCUAUGAAUGCAUUAGUUGAAAGCUGUGUGAAAUUUUCUGAAGCAAGUGCCUCUGUUUCGCCUGGAGAUGAUGGGAUGAACUUACUUGCUACUGUUGCUGCAGGGGAAAUAUCCAGAUCUGAAAAUAUCUCACCUCCAGCUUCACCUGAGGGGAAGUCAUCUGCGGCAGAUGAAUCUAGUUCAGCCAAUGUUUCCAAGCUAAAACAUCCGGCUGAAACAGCUGCUCAUACUGUUGCACAAUCUGAUGCAGUAGCUUCAGGAGAGCCUCAGUUUAGUGCUGUUGAGUCAUUGCAAUUUAAAAAUGAUUCAGGGCACCCUGUGACAACAAUGUUGCGUGAUUCUUCUGUAGACGAAGCUAUUUCAUCUAGUUGUAAAGAGAAAUCUGGUGAUAACAGAGCUCAAAUAAAUUGUUCAGCUGCAGAUUUGUCACAAAAUGCCGAAGCUGUAUGCCCAGACUCUCAACCAGUGAAAGUUGACCACUUGGGUGAGACA
This is a messenger RNA of Arachis duranensis, 3230 nucleotides long. RefSeq lists its product as uncharacterized. Lineage: Eukaryota; Viridiplantae; Streptophyta; Magnoliopsida; Fabales; Fabaceae. The annotation marks the transcript as partial. Gene Ontology annotation, molecular function: chromatin binding. Gene Ontology annotation, cellular component: nucleus. The transcript is spliced from 3 exons. The record is from RefSeq and is a predicted model, not a curated record.